UGCAAGGAUGGGUGUAGAUCGGUGGUGUUGGAUGAGACAAAAUGCUAUAAAUAUCACGUACGAGUCAGGUUGAUGUGCAAGAUAAGUACCUCAUCGACAUUCACUAAGAUUCACUUGUUUUUGUUUGACUUUGUUAUCUGGUUCUGGAGGGAACUUUAAGAGUGAUAAAGCAACUAAUUAUGCUGUUGAAGGUAAAGUAUAUGUGUAAGUUACCUACAUAUCCUUGUCCAGAUACUCCGUAGAUGUACUAUGACGACGUCAGAUACCGACUACCGACCGACAGAAACAUUAACCCGACUUAACUUAUUCUCUAGACAAUCUUACCUGGAUAACUCAUACUCCGACAUGAGCACAUGGGUGGGGCAGAGGGGGUCCGCCCUGGUCUACUGCCUGCUCCGGCGGGACUCCUGGGAAGGCAUCCUUGAAAACACUUCAAUCCUUCUUAUCAAGACUCAAGAGUCGCAUCCAGUGGAUCCGCCCCUCAUGGCUGGCUGGCGACCCCGCUUGGUGGCUUUCCGCUUGCAGCGACCUGCAGAGGCACCGCUGCCUCGUGCGCCAAUCGGCGGCCGAUGUCCCCGUCUUCCUACGCAGGAGGAAGUUCCAUGGAUGGUACGAUCGCUGAGGUACGGAGUACGCAGUAUGGUCCAGGGAGAGAAUCUUGUCUCGGACGGAGAUGGUAGGAGAGGUAGUCAUCUGACUUUUUUCAGUUGACAGUGUAUGCUUCUGUACAGACAGAGGCGCCAGGGCAGAACCCGCCAACUCAUGCAUCCCCCGUAUAGCCUCGCAUCCGAAGACAGGGAUCUCCUCAUCCGUCCACUCGGAUUAUUCUCUCGCAAACAAAGAACAUGCCUGCCUGCCAGCGUUUCAUCUGGCCCGAGAGCCCCGUUAUCUGCAAUGCAGAGUGAACUGUCCGC
Molecule: messenger RNA, 914 nt
Organism: Aspergillus steynii IBT 23096
Lineage: Eukaryota; Fungi; Ascomycota; Eurotiomycetes; Eurotiales; Aspergillaceae
Exons: 1
Coding region: 250-711 (153 amino acids)
Source: RefSeq, a predicted model, not a curated record